AUGGACACACGACAGCAUGAGACUGGCCCUUUGGCUACACGUACCAAUGGACGCAGCUCUUUACCUCUCGUCAUCAACAAAGGCGGCCGGAAGCCGCUCUUCCAGAAGCCCUCCCGAGAGAGUCUUGGUGGGGUCCCCUACGCCAACGACACGAGACUCGGCAUGGCCAGAAAUGCAUAUUCCGAUGGCCACGCCCUCGCCGUCGGCUCCAUGAUCCCCCGCCCCGGCUCGGUCUCUCCCUCACCAUCCAUCGCCUCGAACAACAGCGCCGACAGUGCAUCGCGCAUACCCCGACCAAGCUCCGCUGCUGGCGUCUUCUCCAAGGCGAGGGGGUCCAUGUCCAUUGCUGACGCCUACAAAAUGGCCGAGGCCGAAGAACACCGCUUCGCAUCGGCGCCGCGGACUCGACGCCUGUCGCCCCUGCCCAUCGACGGCUCCCCGAGCCCUGCGCCUCGACCCCGCCACUCCCUGCCGGCCUCGGACGACGGCCGUCUGCGCAGGAUGCUGAGCAAGGGGCCCCUCGAUAUCAAGAACGCACGCCCGCGACACGCCGACAGCGCCAUCUCUGAAGACGAGGGCGGGCACUCGGCCGACAGCACCUCGAGCACUGGCAGUUUCGAACGCCGACUGAGCGCCUACGCCCAACAGCAGCAGCAGCAGCAGCGGCACUCGUCCAUCUCGCCGAGUCGUCGGUCUAGCCUCUUCGGCAACUCGAGGAUAGGACCCAAGAUUGCCGAGACGGGCCAGACGCUGGCGAAGAAGACGAGCACCGGCAGCCUCAGCGGUACGAGCCCUCGACCAGCGGCAUUUGCCAAGGGACACGUGCCCAAGGGCUGGGUGACGCAUCUCUUGACCCGCGAGGACCAGAAAGCCGCUGCCGUGAAAGAAGGGAAAACCUUCAAAGAGGAUUCCGCCGACAUACCCCUCCCCUCGGUCGAGGUUGAGGGCGACAAGCCCCAGGAACCCACACCGCCUUCUUCCCGACCCACAUCUGCCAUUGUCCCAAAGCUGGAGGGGCGUUCUCCCAACAAAGACUUUGCUUGGCAGAUCGAGGACGACUUCACGGCCGGCGACCUGCAAUUCUCGGACAGCCCGCGAAUGAAUCUGGACACUCUUACGGGGGAUGUCGCCUCGCGCAUGUUCGCCAAUGAUGCAGCCUUUGAGCGGAACCAAGACGUGACUAUAAAUACCAAGCUCGACGACAUCCGACAGCGCGAGCGCGAGGUCGAAGAGGCCUUUGCCGGACGGGAGGACGACCUGCCGAAGAACACCAAGCUAGACGAGAUCAGAGAGCGCGAGAAGGCGUUCACGUCGAAGAAGGCUCUCGCUGCGAGUCGCCUGGAUGACAUACGCGAGUUCAACAUGUCGAGAUCACUCUCGCCCGAAGCGGCGCCCCGUCCCAACCGCCAGUCUGUCCAGGAACCCUCGAGCAAUAAGAGCCCGACCCACAGGCGCACCUUGUCCAAGGACGACGGCGAGCGUGUUCCCAACACACCUGUGACGGUAUACCGCAAGCCAAACGAACAUGAGGAGGCCAAGACGAAGAACGCUGAGCCGGCACCUGUGGUUCAGGAGGCGCCACAGCAAGUUGAUGAACCGGAAACCUCGAGACCAGGUCUCGGUCACACGCGCUCGGAUUCCCGGGAUCUUCUGAGAAGACUGGCACGGGCAGCCAGUACCAGUCCAGCACCAGAAGCUCGUACAGAAGCCGGAGUAGAAGCUCAUACUGAAGCUGCAGUGGAAGCUCGUAUAGAGAAGCUGAAGCAGCAAGAUCUCGGUUCAAGGCCAAAUGACAAGAUAUCUGCGGAGCCUCCAGUUCACCAGGCCUCUCAUAUUAAACAGAUCUCCAAUACUGCUGUCGCGCAAUCAGCACCCUUUGCAAAGGAGGCAGAGGAGACAGUAUCGAGAACAAAGCUAACCGAAACGACGAACGAGUCCCGGAGUAAGGCCGCGCAUUCUCGUCACUCUAGCCUGGACGUCAGGAAGUCCCUCGCUUUCGAUAGAGAAGCUGAAGAAGCGCACAGCCGCAACGCCUCGCGCUCGCGACGAAACAGCGCCGACUCCAAGAAAGCUCCUACGUCAGAAGGCCAAGACUCGGAUAAGGCGAAGCCGUCGGUCAACUUUCUCGGGAUCCGGCGAAACCGCUCCAUCGACUCUAAUAAGGGAAAGAGAACGAGCGUGGCCCUGUCUGACAAUGACCCCACGGAUCGAAUCGAAGGCGAGAUGAACCUGUUUGCGCCAACGGAUAACCAGUCGGAGCGCGGUUCCGUCCGGGCCCCGUCGAUUGAACCGUCCAGCGAGGAGGACUCCGACGAUGACCUGGUUGAGGAGACGCCACGACCUCUGCGACGAGACCCCUUGUCCAUGCCGACGCCAAGGAUCACGGGCGCAUACGUCGAGACGCCUGCGCCGUUCAAAGUGGAAGAGAAGGAGACGGAAAAGGUUUCGGACCUCCUCAAAGAAAUCCCCGAAAUCACAGGCAACAAAGAUAGAGCCCCUUCCCAUCGAAAGUCCUCCGCUUCUUCGGCAGAGGCACCCAGGUCCAGGUCCAGGUCGAAGUCUUCUGGAAGUGUCCACGACACGCACGAACAAGCGCUCGACUACCCAACGUCGACGACGUCAACAAUCCGUCAGAGAGCGCGGUCGCUGCCUAAGAAUCGCCGCCCGCUGAUAAACUCAGUGAAGCCGCCGACGGUCAAGGACGAUCUGCGCGACAUUCAGCGUACAUACUCUCUUGAGGACUCAACACUCGACGAUUUCGAAGAACUCUUUAAACUUGGCAGGCUUGAUAACGCACCCUCUCCCGAGAUUGAAUCCAUCCUCAACGAGCUGUCAAGUCAGCGUGAGGAGCUCGCCAACAAACCAGUCAUCAACGAGGCGGAUCACAGCGAGCUGGAGCGCUACGACCGAAUCACCAAGUCCCUCAAGAACGGGCUCCAGAACAUUCAUGCCGCCAAGCAAGGCAUCGAACGUUUGGAGGACAAUCUCGCCCACACUGACGUCCUCGAUACCAAGAAGGAAGAGCAUGAAGUGGACAUCAAACCUUCUGCCCUGGCCUUGGCCGACUUCAAGGAGCAACGCUCGGGGGACAAGCCGUCUGACAAGCCGUCCACCAAGGUCGUUCACAGUCAUCAGCACUUGGACCACAGCGACACUUGUCCUGAUUGUCUCUCCCAUUCUAUUCCUCGUGCCACAGUCUCCUACGUCCACUUUCCCUUACCCCGCCUCUACCAAACCAACCCCUUCCGCCUCAGCCUCCUUGGUCUUCUUGUCACUCUCUUCUCGGUCUGGUAUGCCGCCGAAACAGCAACAUGCGCUCGUUACUGCCGUCCCGAAUUCUGCUCUACCACACCUUGCAUCUACGACGUCAACGACCCAACUUGGGGUACCGCCAUUCCAGUCAAGCUCGACGCCGCCCUCACCAACGGCCGCGGCCGCCAGCUUUGCGCCCAUCUUGCCGAGGAGGCUUCUGACGCGUAUCUCGACGCGUGGGACUGGAUCAACGGUGUCGACAUUCGUCAUGUCAAGAUGACGUCCCUCGACGCCUACGCGAGGAUACAACACAGACGCCGUCUGCACAAACGCGGUCUUCUCAAAGCGUCCGUCGUGUCGCCGCAGCUGGAGCCCAAGUUAAGCAUGUGGCACCAGACGCGGCUGGCUCUGGAGCGGGAGCGCGAGAUGAGCGAGGCGGGCUACGUCGAGGAAGAGGAGAUGGUCGGGGAUGACGAGAGGCUUUACUAG
This is a messenger RNA of Verticillium nonalfalfae, 3741 nucleotides long. RefSeq lists its product as uncharacterized. Lineage: Eukaryota; Fungi; Ascomycota; Sordariomycetes; Glomerellales; Plectosphaerellaceae. The coding region runs from base 1 to 3741 and encodes 1246 amino acids. The record is from RefSeq and is a predicted model, not a curated record. The transcript has a single exon.